Molecule: messenger RNA, 3083 nt
Organism: Morus notabilis
Lineage: Eukaryota; Viridiplantae; Streptophyta; Magnoliopsida; Rosales; Moraceae
Product: calmodulin binding protein PICBP
Exons: 2
Coding region: 312-2738 (808 amino acids)
Molecular function (GO): calmodulin binding
Source: RefSeq, a predicted model, not a curated record
AAAAAUAUAUUUUUCUUUUCAAAAAAGGGCUAACUACUUCACACCAAAGAAGCACAAAACCAACAAUAGUUGGGGAAUCUUUUUGUUGUUUGGGUUCCAAGAAUCUCCUUUUUCCACCAUUGUGAUUUCCACACCCAAAAAACACAAACAAAACCCAGAAGAGGAGGAUUUCUUUUCUUCCUCAUCUUUGAAAUCCCAUCUCAAAGGAAAGAAAGAAAAACCAAAAACCAACCUCCAAUCUUCAUUUCCUUAUUUUGUACUCAUCUUUUCCUUGUGGUCAUUGGUUUUCUUCUUCUUCUUUCCCUUUGAAUAUGGUUCAAAGAAAAGUAGCUGAUAAGUUUGGAAUCCAAGCUGAUCAUUUAAGUCAUGAUCAUAUCAGCCUAAAAAAACCAUCCUCUGCUCAACACCAAGAUGGCAAAAACAGAUUACCCGACUUAAAGAAGAAGAUGAUGAAGAAAUCAAGAUCUUUCAAGCUCUCAGAUAUUGGUCAUCAAAGCUUGAAAUCCUCAACAUCUUCAGCUCUUAGAAAGAAUAACAUAUCUCAGCCUGGAAAACCUCCUCCAACUCUAGAUGUCUCAACAAUACUACUCACACCAAAGAAGCAGACUCCGACGAUCACGAAAACCGUCGAAAGCUCGCCGAAUUACAUGAAGUCCACAAGCUGUUUUGAUGCCAGGAAGGAGCCACAAUCAUCCCAGGUUAGUCUUCGGAGAAAUUCGACAAACUCGCAAGUUGUUAGCUCUUCUUCUAACAACAAAAGGCUGGCAAAAAAUUCAACAAAAACGUCGAGCUCCAAGCUGGUUAGGGCUUUGAUAAAAACACCCAGUUUUAAGCCCUCAAGACUGGCUUCUUCAAAAAAAUCUCCAAGAGUUGCUCUUUGCACUUCUGAUGAUCAUGUGCAAAGAGCAACAUGUUCUUCAACUCUCAAGGACUCAAAGUUUCCUUCCUACCUGAUGCUUAAUCAUGGAGGGACCGAGUCCGAGGGAACUUCGGUCAUGAAGGUUUGUCCGUACACUUACUGUUCUCUCAAUGGUCAUCACCAUGCUUCUUUGCCUCCAUUGAAGCGUUUCUUGUCGGCUAGAAGACGCUCGUUGAAGAACCAGAAGAGUUUCAAACUAGCGGUACCGUUUGACAAGGCGGCCAAGGAAAUUGAUGAGGAAGAUGACGACGAGAAAGUUGGGAUGGAUUUCUUUGUAGAAAUCUAUGCUAACAAAACUAAGGAAGAUGAUAAGGAAAAGACUGAAUUUUUGUCCUCAAAAGGGGGAGAUGAAGAAGAAGCAGAAAAUUACCUUCAAGUAAAAGUUGUUGACAGCCUUUCUGUCGGGUCACCGCAGUCUGAGAUCGACACAGACGAAUCACCUGAACGAUAUUCUGAAGUUGUUUGGACAGAAACUGGAAUCAUAGAAAAUUUUCAUGAAGAGGCAAACAACUAUUACGUGCCUGUUUCAGAUGAAGAAGAAACGGAGGGAAGUGACUCUGAUAUGGAGUGGGAAAAAGCAACAUUCUCGGAUGUGGAGAUCGAAGAUGAAGCGGAUAAUUCAAGAAAAAUGGAUGAUGAAUCUGAACCAAUUCUUGGGUUCUCACCAGAUGAUAUUACUGAAGAUGAUGAGAAGGAAGCACAUAAAGAGGAAAGUGCAUGUUUUGAAGGAGACUUUGCGGAAGAACUGAAUUUAAAGAUUGAAGUAUCUGGGCAAGUGCCUGACGGCUUGAUGUUUGAUCAACUUUCUUCCACUGAGGACGGGUUCGAGGACUUAAGCGGAAACGAAGAAAACCUCAGAUUAGACGAAGAGACAGAAUCUAUGCACGCUUCUAUGGAUGCAACUUCAGAGGAGGAACAAGUUGAGGAACGAAUUCAGGAGAGUGAAGAGAGAAACAUGGUUUCUGAAGUAGAGAAUGUGAUCAAUCUUACUGGGGUGAUAGAUGAAGAUUCUAGUAACAAUCCUCAAGAUGAUGAGACAAGUAGCCAAGUUUGUGAUGCUUCCGAGGAUGGGAAACAGAACAAAGAAGAGAGUUUGGAGACGGAUAAACAAGUCAACAAUGAUGAUUUUAGCUUCGAGUAUUGCGACGAUGCAAACGUCAUCGAGGAAAUCCCAUCUCCCGAUCCAUCGCAAGCAACAUCAGAAGCCAAUCAAGUAGUUACAAAGGUUGAGGAGGGUAGCGCCAAUAUUGAAAUCCUCGAUCACAACGAGAAGACGCACAUGACGAUUUGCGACGAUUCUGUGGAUCACAGUGAUGUAAAGCUUAAUGAAUCAGAAAAGGCAGCAGACAGCAAAGGUGAGAUUGAAGUUACCGAAGUGGAAAUUAGGACCAAGCCAGAGAAGAAACCAGAAUUGUUGCGUGUAGAACAUACAAGCGACGAUGAAGAACUGCGCAACAAAUGGAACAGAAGCAGGAGAGGAAUCAAGGAUUUGGAGGAGGAAUCAACAAGGGACUUCAAUCCACGAGAACCAAAUUACCUGCCAUUGGUCGCGGAACCAGAGGGAGAGAAGGUUGACUUGAAGCAUCAGAUGAUGGACGAGCGGAAGAACUCCGAGGAAUGGAUGAUCGAUUAUGCGCUACAACAGACCGUCACCAAGCUCGCCCCUGCAAAGAAGAAGAAAGUUGCCUUGCUUGUUGAAGCCUUUGAAGCUGUCACGCCAGUAACCAAAUGCGAAUCUCGUCGCCUCAGUCAUCAUCAACACCAUCAUCAUUCACAAGCAUUUCCGCAGGCGAUAAGGCCUAUUCAAGCUUGUAGCUGAGGCUGGUGUUGGUGAUGGCGGGGAAAAGUAAAAAGUUGAGGGGGUAAAACUUCAGGGUCCAGGAGAAACAACAACUAACUAGUUGAGGUGGAAAGGAUGGAGUAAUUUGCAAGAGUAAUUAGUUUAAUAAUAUAUGUGCAAUGACAUUAUGAGAUUAAUGUUUGAGUUCAGUUAUUCUGAUCUUAUUAUCCACAACUGUUUGUCGUUUGUAUUUGUGAGGCAGCUACUUAGACCUCCCAAGUAUUUGUGUUAUCUACUCUACUGUAUUAGCAUUAUGUUAUGUUUAUUGUUUAGUAUAUACGUGUCAUGCAACUUCCUGGAGUUAAAUUAAUGUCGUUUAGGCAA